Messenger RNA from Aureobasidium namibiae CBS 147.97, 2910 nucleotides. Its product is annotated as WD40 repeat-like protein. Lineage: Eukaryota; Fungi; Ascomycota; Dothideomycetes; Dothideales; Saccotheciaceae. The transcript has a single exon. Gene Ontology annotation, biological process: maturation of SSU-rRNA. The record is from RefSeq and is a predicted model, not a curated record. Bases 1 to 2910 code for a protein of 969 amino acids. Gene Ontology annotation, cellular component: small-subunit processome; Pwp2p-containing subcomplex of 90S preribosome. Gene Ontology annotation, molecular function: protein binding; snoRNA binding.
AUGGUCAAAUCCUAUCGCAAGUACGAGCAGUCGGCCACCUUUGGUCUUGUCAACACUGUCCUUUCCAACCUUGUCUGGACACCCGAUAAUCUCGUCUCAUCGUCCUCGCGAAACACUGGUGCUGGAAGAGCCUACGUCGGCGCUAACGAGCAUGUCCUGGCAUGGGAUGUCAAGAAGGGCGAGCUGCUGAGUCGCUGGCACGAUGUCGACUGCAAGUCUCAGGUCUCAGCCAUUGCUCAGUGCUCUGCUCAGCCCGAUCUGUUCGCCGUCGGAUACCAGGAUGGAAGUAUCAGAGUCUGGGAUGCUUUGUCCAACAACCCCAUCAUGAGCUUCAAUGGCCACCGCUCCGCCAUCACCCACCUUGUGUUCGACUCCGAAGGUGCAAGACUUGCUAGUGGCUCCAAGGACACGGACAUUAUCAUCUGGAACCUGCUCUCCGAGUCCGCCGAAUUCCGUCUCCGAGGACACAAGGAUCAAAUCACUGGCCUGCACUUUAUUCGCACAAGACCCUCCGGUCGUCAGUCCCCUCACACAGACGAGGCUGUCGAUGUCACCUCAGGCGAGCCCGAAGAGUUCGAGGAGAAAUACCUGCUCACCACCAGCAAGGAUGCUCUGAUCAAGAUCUGGGACCUCUCAACUCCCCACUGUAUCGAAACACAUGUCGCCCAGACAAACGGCGAGUGCUGGGCUCUUGGUGUCUCUCCCGAUGGUAUGGGCUGCAUCACUGCUGGCAACGACGGUGAACUCAAGGUCUGGUCGCUCGAUCUCGACAGUCUGGCCGAAUUUGGUGCAAAUAUCGCCGAAGCAAAGCAGUCAAACUCUCUCACUGCUCAGGGCAUCCUCUUGCGCCAGAGUAAGGACCGCACUCUGAGCGUCGCAUUCCAUCCCAAGGGCGAAUACAUUGCUGUUCACGGUUCCGAGAAGGCUGUUGAGAUUUGGCGCAUCAGAUCCGACGAGGAAGUGCAAAAGAGCUUGGCUAGAAAGAGAAAGAGAAGAAGAGAAAAGGUCGCUGCUGCAGGCGCUUCGGUUGCUGAAGCCGAGAAAGAGGAGGAAAACACAACCCCCGACGUCUCCGAGGUCUUUGUCUCGUAUGUCAUCGUCCGCACUGGCGGAAAGGUUCGUUCGGCCGCUUGGGCUGCCAGCAGAUCUUCCAAGAACGUGGAAUUGGUUUGCUCGACUACCAACAACCAGAUCGAAGCCUACACGAUUACCAGCAGGGAAAAGGCCAAGAAGGCUACCGCCGAGGCUCCUGACUACAACCGCGCUUUGGCUGUUGACAUGCCUGGACACAGAACCGACAUUCGCGCUCUGGCUCUGAGCUCUGACGACCGCAUGCUCGCAUCUGCAUCCGCUGGACUCCUCAAAAUCUGGAAUGUCAAGACACAGAGCUGUCUCCGAACUCUUGAGUGUGGUCAAUCACUUUGUUGCACGUUCUUGCCUGGUGACAAGAUUGUCUUGGUAGGAACAAAGACUGGAGAGCUCGAGCUGUACGACAUUGCCUCUUCUGCUCUGAUUGACAAAUUCCAGGCACACGACGGUGCUGUGUGGACUCUCCAGGUUCAUCCCGAUGGAACCUCGGUCGUGACUGGAGGUGCCGACAAGGCUGCCAAGUUCUGGAAGUUCGACAUUGUCCAGGAAGAGAUUCCCGGUACUCGUAGAACCACACCCAAACUCAAGCUUACUCAGACCCGCAUACUCAAGGUUGCAGACGAUGUUCUGAGUGUAUGCUUCUCUCCUGAUUCCCGCCUUCUCGCCCUCUCAACUCUCGAUAAUACCGUCAAGGUCUUCUUCGUCGACACCCUUAAACUCUUCCUCACUCUUUACGGUCACAAGCUCCCCGUCCUCAACAUUUCCAUCUCGUCAGAUAGCAAACUCAUCGCCACUUGCAGUGCGGACAAGAACGUUCGUAUCUGGGGUCUGGACUUUGGUGACUGCCACAAAGCUUUCUUCGCCCAUCAGGACAGUGUCAUGCAAGUCUUGUUCAUCCCUCACCCUGUCGAGAAGGAGGAGCAACAUCUCUUCUUCAGUGCCAGUAAGGACUCAGUCGUCAAGACUUGGGACGGUGACAAGUUUGAGCAAAUCCAGAAGUUGGAGGGUCAUCACGGAGAGGUGUGGGCCAUGGUUGUCAGCAGGACUGGUGAGAAGGUCAUCACAGCGAGUCACGACAAGAGUAUUCGCGUCUGGGAUGUUACGGAUGAUCUCAUCUUCCUCGAAGAAGAGAGAGAAAAGGAGCUCGAACAAAUGUACGAGUCAACACUGGCCACUCAACUCGAUAAAGAUCACGCCGAUGACGACGAGGGUGCCGAAGACGAUGUUGCUGCUGCGUCCAAGCAAACGAUAGCCACCUUGACAUACGGUGAACGUAUAUUGGAAGCUCUCGAGCUCGGUUACGCAGACUACCAAGUUGUUCAGGCAUGGGAGGCCGAAAAGGCAACAAAACCAAACCUUGCUCCGCCGCAACGAAACCCCGUAUUCACCUACGGCAACCUGAGUGCUGAGCAACACGUUUUGCAGACCAUUCGCAGAAUCCCGAAUGCAUCUCUCAACGAUGCCCUCAUGGUUGUGCCAUUCUCAUCCCUUCCUGUGCUUUUCAUGUUUGUUUCAGUGUUCAUACAACGCCGCAUGCAACCGCAACUAGCAUGGCGUGUCUUCUACUUCUUGCUACAAACGCACAACUCACAGAUUGUGGCUAGCAAGCAGCUCAAGGACGUCUUGAGCGAAGUGCUUGAAGCCUACGGACAGUUUGUCAAGGAAGAGAAGAACAUGCUAGGCUUCAACAUGGCCGCUCUGGGUCUCAUGGGCAGAGAGAUCAAGGAAGCACAGGUGCACGGCAUGGACGACGAGCCAGAAGAACAGGAGGAGAAGCUAGAGAGGGGUACUAAAAAGCGUGCAUUUGCUUCUAUUGCAUAA